Molecule: messenger RNA, 1461 nt
Organism: Anolis carolinensis (green anole)
Lineage: Eukaryota; Metazoa; Chordata; Lepidosauria; Squamata; Anolidae
Gene: rffl
Product: ring finger and FYVE like domain containing E3 ubiquitin protein ligase
Exons: 7
Coding region: 146-1201 (351 amino acids)
Biological process (GO): protein K48-linked ubiquitination; negative regulation of extrinsic apoptotic signaling pathway via death domain receptors; proteasome-mediated ubiquitin-dependent protein catabolic process
Cellular component (GO): cytoplasm; plasma membrane
Molecular function (GO): ubiquitin protein ligase activity
Source: RefSeq, a predicted model, not a curated record
CCACGCCCCUCGUCGUCCCUGAGGCUGGCUCAGUCGACGCCGAGACGCGGAAGGAGGAGGACGCGCCGAGGCGGAAGCGGAAGCGGAAGCAGGAAGCAGGAAGUGGAGGAAGGGGAAAAGCCCCCCAGCAUCGCAUGGGGCCACCAUGUGGGCGGCCUGCUGCAACUGGUUCUGCCUGAAUGGCCAGCCGGAGGACAUGGCCCACCGCCCGACGGCCGGGAGCCGGGCCUACGCCAACGCCGGCUACAGCGCCUUCCCUUCGCCCACCAGCCCCGACCCCCCCGUCUGCAAGGCCUGUGGGGGGCCCUUCGGAAGCCCCCCACUCAAGAACGUGUGCCUGGACUGCAAGAAGAGCUUCUGCGAGUCCUGCUCCCACCGCCUGGAGGGGGGCCUGUGCCGCUGCCUCCUCUGCGAGCGCUUCCGGGCCACGGGCCUCCGCCGCGAGGACCUCAUCAAGAUGAAGGUCAAGGACCUGCGGGACUACCUGGACCUGCGGGACGUCUCCACCACCACCUGCCGCGAGAAGGACGAGCUGGUGGGACUCAUCCUCGGCCUGCGGGAGCUCGACCCGGACCCCCGGGGAGACCGGGCCCCUCCUCCGGCGGAGACCCCCUCCCGGGCCCUCCCGGAUGAGUGUUCGCCGACCACCACGGACCCUCCGGUGCAGAUGGAGCAGCCGGCUCAGGCCAAUGGGCAAGCGCUGCCCAGCCAGGACAUGGCGGACGUCGUCGAGGAGGCAGCGGAGCGGCGGAACGAAGAGGAGACGCAGUCCAUCGACUCGGAGGACAACCUGGUCCCCGGGCGGAGGGCCUCCCUCUCGGACCUGACCAGCCUCGGGGACAUCGAGGGCCUCUCCGUCCGGCAGCUGAAGGAGAUCCUGGCCCGCAACUUCGUCAACUACAAGGGCUGCUGCGAGAAGUGGGAGCUGAUGGAGAGGGUCACCCGCCUCUACAAGGAGAAGGACCUCCAGCACCUCGUUUCCGACAUGGAUGACCCGACGGCCCCGCCGCCCAGCGCCCCCUCGCAGCUCCCGCCGUCCGCGGAGGAGAACCUCUGCAAGAUCUGCAUGGACUCGGCCAUCGACUGCGUCCUCCUGGAGUGCGGCCACAUGGUCACCUGCACCAAGUGCGGGAAGCGCAUGAACGAGUGCCCCAUCUGCCGCCAGUACGUCAUCCGGGCCGUCCACGUCUUCCGGACUUAACGGGGGGGAGGGGGGGCCGUCUCGUCGGCCAUCUUGGUCCAGGAAGCGCCCGCGGGGCAAAGGGGCCCCAGAGACUCGGUCGGGGCCGGGUUUCGGGCCCCCGCCUCACUUACCGCAGUGCCUACAGAGCCCAAAAACGCCUCCAUAUUGGAACGGCAGGGACCGAAGGACCCCCUCGGGGGUAUUUCCCCCUUCUCCCCCCCCCCCCCACCCGAAAUGCCGAGAGAGGCUUGGCGAAUAAAAACAAAAGUGGUCUUAAA